AUGUGGCCUGUCCUGGCCACAGUCCUGCUGCUGCCCCUGGUCUUCCCAGGACAGACUCAGAACCUGGAGGAAAAUCCAGCUUCUAGUUCUGUGAACUGCAGCCAGAUCCAGCCAGUUUAUGAGCUGGUAAGAAGUGUGCCAGGCCCUGGGAAUGAGGAUGGCAUGUGCCAUUGUGUGGUUCACCUGCCCGAUGGCCUCAUCUCCGUGCAGCAGCUGGAACAGCUAUGGAGUAAAGCCCAGGUGCUGAUGGACAGAUAUGAGCGGGCACUGUCCAGGGUCGGUGGCAAUGCAUGUGCCGUGGAAGGUCAUGAUCAGCAGGACCUGGAAGGAAACAGCACUCUGGAAUCCAUGCAUCCCAACAUCCUCACUUCCUCCUAUGAGACCUCAGUUUUCAACCUGCUGCACCAAGAGUUGGAGGGAGCCCAAGAGUUGAUAACCCAACUUAAGGCUAAGGGAGGAGACAGUGGAGCUGACGGCCUCCUCCACCAACUCCAGAGCCAGGUGGCUAAUACCAGUUUCACAUUCAAGCUUCUGGCUGACUCUGUCCAGAGCACCCUCCGUGUCCUCCACCAGGAGGUGGAUGUCCUUGAGGGCCAGCUGAGCCAGUGUGAGAGGGAAAAAGAGCAAGAAGAGUCCUCUCCACAUCCUGGUCUAUCCCUGCCCCCUGGUUCUUGUGCUCAUGGAGGCCUCCAAAAGGUCAGCAGACCCCUUGUGGUGCAGCUCAACUGGAGAGGCUUCUCAUACAAGGCAGGUGCCUGGGGCAGAGACUCAGCACCCAACUCAGAUUCCUCCCUCUAUUGGGUGGCCCCUUUGCGGGCAGAUGGCAGGUACUUUGACUACUACCGACUGUACAAAUCCUAUGACGACCUGGUCCUGUUGAAAAACUCUCAGGAGUGGAAGAUGGGCUAUGGUGAUGGCAGUGGCAAUACCGUGUAUAAAAACUUCAUGUACUUCAACUACUACGGCACAGCGGACAUGGCCAAGGUGGACCUUUCCUCCAACACUCUGGUGCUGCGGCGCCCUCUGCCAGCCGCCACCUACAACAACCGCUUCUCCUAUGCUGGCGUGCCUUGGAAGGACUUAGAUUUUGCUGGUGAUGAGAAGGGACUGUGGGUGCUCUAUGCCACUGAGGAGAGCAAAGGCAACCUGGUUGUGAGUCGUCUCAAUGCCAGCAGCCUAGAGGUGGAAAAAACCUGGCACACCAGCCAGUAUAAGCCAGCCCUGUCAGGGGCCUUCAUGGCUUGUGGUGUGCUCUAUGCCUUGCGCUCACUGAGCACCCGCCAGGAGGAGAUCUUCUAUGCCUUUGACACCGCCACUGGGCAGGAGCACCACAUCAGUGUUCUGUUAGAUAAGAUGCUGGAGACGUUGCAGGGCAUCAACUACUGCCCCUCAGACCGCAGGCUCUAUGUCUUCAAUGAUGGCUACCUCAUGAAUUAUGACCUCAGUUUCCUCACACUGAAGCCUAAGCAGCCAAGACCACCAGCCAAAAGGUCCUCUGGGGCUGGGGAUCCACCCAAACCCAUUAAGCCCAACAAAAUCUCUGGACCCUGA
This is a messenger RNA of Condylura cristata (star-nosed mole), 1551 nucleotides long. RefSeq names its product olfactomedin-4. Gene Ontology annotation, biological process: signal transduction. The record is from RefSeq and is a predicted model, not a curated record. The transcript is spliced from 7 exons. Bases 1 to 1551 code for a protein of 516 amino acids. Lineage: Eukaryota; Metazoa; Chordata; Mammalia; Eulipotyphla; Talpidae.